AUGAAUGAAGUGAGAGGAACGAGGCAUAGGAUUACAAGGGGUAUUUAUGGAGGGAUCACAACCCAUGGCACUGCCACGUUAAAGUGGAGCUACCAAUUUCGAAUAGCUACGUGGCGAUCAUAUACAUGUAGUUGGCAAGGUGCAAUGGUUCGUGGAAUGAGUUAUGAAGCACGUAACAUUCAAAGGCCACAAAAACAUAACGCUCUCUAUCCAUUUGAUUAUGCAGAGUGA
Messenger RNA from Sphenostylis stenocarpa, 231 nucleotides. NCBI's taxonomy places the organism in Eukaryota, Viridiplantae, Streptophyta, Magnoliopsida, Fabales, Fabaceae. The record is from the annotation of a GenBank genome assembly.